Salmo salar (Atlantic salmon) is the source of this 4441-nucleotide messenger RNA. It is a transcript of the gene ldlrad3, whose product is annotated as low density lipoprotein receptor class A domain containing 3. Gene Ontology annotation, biological process: receptor-mediated endocytosis. Gene Ontology annotation, cellular component: plasma membrane. Lineage: Eukaryota; Metazoa; Chordata; Actinopteri; Salmoniformes; Salmonidae. The record is from RefSeq and is a predicted model, not a curated record. Gene Ontology annotation, molecular function: protein binding.
CACGGCGCUAACCCGAUCCCCACCCUAUGAUCCCCACUCACUCCAAAUCCCCUGCCACCACCCCUCAAGCCCCUACCACCGCCAGCCUCUUCCUCCCCAGCCCUGAUUCCGAAAACUCUGUCCCUGUGAGAAUCCGGCUCUUCACGCAAGCCAUUUUCUAACUUUGUCCCGAAUAGAAAAAAGGAAUAAACAACGCGAAAAGUGGAGAUAGGAGCAAACCGGAUAAGUGUUCUAUUGCCCCGAUUGUUGGCCCGCGGCGGGGUGCAAAAAGGGCAGGCCGAAAAAAGACCGUAAGAUGUGGAUCUGGUACAUCUUGCUUAGUUCGGGGACGGGCUCAAGCUCGGUUGAGAGCCAGCUCCUUCCGGGGAACAACUUCACCACAGAGUGUAACAUCCCAGGGAACUUCAUGUGUGGGGACGGGAAGUGUGUCCCAGGCGGGUGGCAGUGUGACGGACUGCCCGACUGCUUCGACAAGAGCGACGAGAAAGGCUGCCCCAAGAUAAAGUCCAAGUGUGCUCCAACGUUUUUUGCCUGUGCCAACGGGAUCCACUGUAUCAUCGGGCGCUUCCGUUGUAACGGCUUCAGUGACUGUCCUGACGGGAGCGACGAGGAUAACUGCAGUAACCCGCUGGUGUGCUUGGAGGCCCGCUUCAAGUGUCGUAACGGGCGCUGUGUGGACCGCAGCUUCCUGUGUAAUGGACAAGACAACUGUCAGGACAACAGCGACGAGGAACACUGCCUCACCACCGCAGAGGCUCCAGGUCAGGACUUUGUAACCCUGGACUACCGGCUGCGCUACUACCCCAGCAUCACCUACGCGGUCAUCGGCAGCGCUGUCAUCUUCGUCCUGGUGGUGGCGCUGUUGGCCCUGGUCCUGCACCAUCAGAGGAAGCGCAGCAUGCUGCUGCCCCGAGGGGUCCGGGGGUCCUCCCACCACCACCACCACCACCAGCCCCUGCUGCUGUCCCGCCUGGUCAUCCUAGACCGGGGACAUGUCCACCCGGCUGGCCCUGGCCUCUCCCCCACCUCCCCGUCUGCUGCGGCCCAGUACCCUGCAGGUCCCCCAGGGCUACAGCUGCUGUCUGGGGCCCUCUACCCCGCUGGCAUGCCCAUGGACUCACCACCUUCCUACUCCCAGGCUGUACUGGAUGUCAGCCGGCCUCCGUGGUUCGACCUCCCCCCGCCUCCCUACCUCCCAGACGGGGAGGAGCUGCCGUUAGAAGGUGAGCUGCCCCAAUACGAAGCCCCCACAGUGCCCUCCACCCAGCCCAAUACAUGCCCAUCUGAGCCCCCUACACCCAGAACUGUGGCCCCAGGCUUGUACCGGCCUAGCCUCAGCUCCAGCUCCAGAGAGGAGUCGGAUCAGCUGUAGUCCUCUGGUUACUGCAUCUACGUAAGACUACAGUACCCAGCCUCAGCGCUGUGGAUGGCUGAAGAGAGAAGAGCUGUGCGAUAUGUUAAGGCCCAAAGAUCUGUCCUGCCUGCUGUGGGAAUGAGAGACAAGGCGCUAUUCUACCUAUAGCUACAACUGACUGACUGACUGACUGAGGCACUUGGAAUCAUUGCUCUUGUACGCUGGCGCCCUCUGCUGGAGAUUUAUCUACAUAUCCCUGACCGGGCUAACUACUCAUUCAAUCAAUCAGUCAAUCAUCAGUCAAUUGCAUUUAAUCUGUGGCUAUAUAGUGCUUUUUACAAAUUCAUUUUUCACAGUCUGCUUAACAGAAACCAGAGCCUAAACUUCUAACAGAGAAAAACUCCCACAGCCUCCCAACACUAUUCAUCUCCUGUUGGACUGGUGAAGACCAGUUUGGUGGUUGGGCGGAGAUCCUUUAGCUUGGAUUAAGUUGACUGGAUAGAUGGUCAACUUGUGUAGUACAGUCAUGCAUUAACAAUGAAGUAGGAGUCGCACUAACUAACAGUAUUUGUGGUACUCAUAAUGGGUCAAAUGUCACAUGGUGUUACAGUUACAGUGGCAGAUGUACAUGUUGUUUUUUCUUGGGUAGUGGACAUACUGCACUUCCCUCCCAUCCAUAUUGCAUGAUGCUGGUUCUCUUCGAUCUCUAUUCUCAUUGGCCAUCUCUUUCAUUUCAUAGGAAUAACUGGAAUCAUAUUGCUCUGUUAUAGAGCACUUAUUGUGAUUGUUGGGUAUGCACGUAACUUAUGUUUUGGCAGGAACUCAAAUGGAAGUAUUAUUUAAGGAAGAGAACAUGUGGAUGAAAAUACUCUUACUGAGUAAGGUCCCAAAGUAAGGGUGUUUCUUUUGGUAUCUGUGCCUUUUCAAAGUACUAAAAUAUACGUUUAACAACUGUAUGUCUCACUUCCCACUCAGGGUCUAGUUUGACUGCAGUUCAUUGAGAUCUUGUUCUACUGCCCAUGAUGACAGUGCAAAUUGCUUUGUUUUGAUACAUCUCCUCAGACACUUUGGCAGAAAGGAGCAGAAUGUUCAGACUGCACUUCAUGUCUGACUAGUGUUUUUUAUGUUGAUUAAUGUUACACUCGGCUGCCUGAGAGCACAGGACAAACAUUUUGUCAGUGAAGAGAUAAAAACAAUUAAGGAGUUGUUUUCAUUAGUGCAUAAAGAGGAAGUGUAGAAAUGAUGUGGACUGGAGCAGAGACCCUUCCACGUGGUGCCUUGGAACACAAGCGUGUACAUUUAAAUAAGCAUUUGGGAUUAUCCUCAAGUAAAAACAAAUCUCAAUCGCAUACAAGCAUUUCUGUUGAACAAUGUCCAUUUUCAAAACGAGGCUCACAACACACAGAACAAUGUGGCUGCUUGCAAAACAGUAAAUACAUAAAUACAUUCAGCAAGGCUAAAUGAGACCGAAAUUGCAAAUUCAUCAAAAGAAGACGACUUACUGCAAAAACAUCAACACAAACAUACAGCGCAUUGGGGUAUUGUGUGUAGGUUUAUGAGGGGGAAAAAUUAUUUUAUCCAUUUUAGAAUAAGGCUGUAACAUAACAAAAUGUGGAAAAAGUCAAGGGGUCUGAAUACUUUCCAGAAUGCACUGUACAUAUAGCUGACAAAACAGAAAGUUAUUCUGUCUUUUAAAAAUACCAGUCACUACUACAUCAUGAUGAUCGAAACAGGAAAUACAACUAUCAAAUGGUGCAGAAUUAUGGACAAUUACUCUCCUUUUAUGCAUACUUUACCAAACAAUUUCAUACACAUCAAAUCAAGUAUUAUUCCUGAUCAAAAAGAACAUAGAAAACAAAGCACAUUGUUUGCAGAAUUCAUUCACUGGUAUCAUCACAAUCCAAUUCCAUGUAUUCAAUACAUGCCCUGUUCUGCUCAUAGAUUUGUAGAUUUUCCAUUGGCAAGCAGAAACACAAUCCCCAAUAGAUAUAAGGAAAGGUGAAUACAGUGGAGGAACACAACUGAAUUUAUAGGCCUCAAUCCUCACCAAACCAAAGGUGUGUAAUAUUGGAGAUGACUUGUCUCAUGAGUACUUAGAAGGAACUGAACUUCAUUUUCUGCUUCUCUGCAUGUUGUAGACAAUCCUAAAACUUAGGCUGUUCGCAUUGCGUAGAUCUUUCCCUAUAUUGUACCGGAUUUACUAUAAAUUAAACCAUUGACUAUGUUGUGCAGUAGUAUUAACUGAUUGCCGGAAACAGGGAACACAUUGCAACCUGUUCUCUUCUGAUGAAAACAAUGUGUUGAUAUUCUGUGAACAAAACACUUAACAGUGAUUUUUUUUUUUUUAUGACAAGUGUAUUGACAUUUUUGCUAAAGUUAAUCUAAGAUAUGCAAUCCGGGUACAAAAACAAGAAAAUGAUCAGACAAUCUACAAAUGUAUUUAAGCAUUUGAUCAUUGUUGUUUUGCUAUACGGACAUUUAACCACAGUUCCAAAUAAUGCUUGAUUGAGAAAAACUAUAAGAGCAUUAUCAAUUCAGUAAAAAAUAUUUGCUCAAUUGACUCUGAUAUAGUCACUGAGAAAAAUGAUCAGACUUUCUCUCCUUGGUUCCAUAAUGAUGUGUUACUGACUGCACCAUCUACCAGCAUGUAUUUCCUGACCAACUGAAAUGAAUCAUCACAGAUGUGGCUGGUCAUGCAUGCAGUGUUAUCACACACUAAAUAGUAUUACAGUGUAUUUCAAUAUAUGUCAAUCAGAAAAAUAUUUUUUUGCUCUACAAAUUGCAUUUUGAUAAAUUAAGGAUAUACUGUUUUGACUCCAUACGUAACAUGGUAACCUCUUGUAGUACUUCAACAGAACUGUAUCAGCUCAGUAUCCUUACUGGGUUGUUGAGGUAGACGUGUGGGUGGCAGGUAGCCUAGCGGUUAACAGCACUGGGCCAGUAACAGAAAGUUCACUGGUUUGAAUCCUGAGCCGACUGGAUGAAAAAAAACUGUUGAUGUGCCUUUGAGCAAGGCAUUUAAACCUAAUUGCUCCUUUAAGUUGCUCUGGAUAAGAGCGUCUGAGAAAUCACAGAAAAGAAUGUAAA